This is a messenger RNA of Xiphias gladius (swordfish), 1084 nucleotides long. RefSeq names its product macrophage mannose receptor 1-like. The record is from RefSeq and is a predicted model, not a curated record. The transcript is spliced from 7 exons. Gene Ontology annotation, molecular function: signaling receptor activity. The coding region runs from base 1 to 1059 and encodes 352 amino acids. Lineage: Eukaryota; Metazoa; Chordata; Actinopteri; Istiophoriformes; Xiphiidae.
AUGAAGGUUGUUACUCAGCCAAUGACCUGGAUUGAAGCCAAGAAGCACUGUGAAGAUGACGGUGCCAGCCUGGCUAGCCUGCGAAAUGGGUGGUCACAGUCCUACGUUGAGCUGAUGUCUCAGAGCCUGAAUGCUUCUCUGUGGAUUGGACUGAACAAAAAUCAGACCGGUGGUUAUUUCAGAUACAUUGAUGGCUGGCACAUGGGAUUUACUCACUGGGGUGAAAAUGAACCAAGCACAGACCGACCUUGCGUCUAUGUAGAUGUGUAUGGGAAAUGGAAGACCGCUAACUGCAAUCAGACCAUUAACAGUGUUUGUAUUAAAUCUACAGAUGUGCAACCAACAGGGUCAAGUUUUUUUCCAGGAGUUUGCCCCGAUAACACACAUUUAUUCUACACAGGCCAGACUUUUGUCUGGCAACAAUUUAAGGGUUACUGUUACAUAUUUAUCUCAGAAGAAAAAAGGUGGGCAGAUGCAGCUGCUAGCUGUGUAAGACAAGGUGGAUCACUAGCCAGCAUUGAGGAGCCCUCUGAGCAAGAAUUCAUUCAAAAUAAUGCAAAAGUUUUUGAAGACAGCCACACCUCUUUCUGGAUCGGCUUAUACAAAACUCACAAAGGGGAGUGGCUGUGGCUGGACAAAACAGUCAUGGACUACACUAACUGGAGUGAAGGUCAACCUGAUGAUCGCAGCCAUGGAGGGAUUAGUACUUCAGAUGGGACAUGGAAGACAGGCAGACCAAACUAUUAUAGACCAUACAUCUGCAAAACACCCAAAGUAUUACAAUCAACGGCAUCCACGCCAAACAAACCUGUCCCUAGACCUCCAGACAAACGCCAACCAAUUUUAGCAGUUGUGGCGGUCAUCACUGUGAUUGCCAUUGGCGGAGUGAUUGCCUUCUUCCUCUUCAAGAAGUAUGGUCGUCGCCUACCCAUCCCUGACAUAUUAACCACCUUUGACAACCCACUCUUCUUCCGCAAUGAGCAGUCCCCAUCUGAAGUGGCUGACAUCAGUAAACCAAAUGCAGAGAAAGAGAACCCUGAGCCUUUAAUAACUAUGUAAUUUAAAAAAACAAACAAACAAAAAC